Messenger RNA from Lampris incognitus (smalleye Pacific opah), 2032 nucleotides. RefSeq names its product insulinoma-associated 1b (gene insm1b). Gene Ontology annotation, cellular component: nucleus; transcription repressor complex. Lineage: Eukaryota; Metazoa; Chordata; Actinopteri; Lampriformes; Lampridae. Gene Ontology annotation, biological process: negative regulation of transcription by RNA polymerase II; regulation of cell cycle process; neuron differentiation. Gene Ontology annotation, molecular function: DNA-binding transcription repressor activity, RNA polymerase II-specific; RNA polymerase II cis-regulatory region sequence-specific DNA binding. The record is from RefSeq and is a predicted model, not a curated record. The transcript has a single exon. Bases 1 to 1575 code for a protein of 524 amino acids.
AUGCCCAAAGGAUUCCUAGUGAAAAGAAACAAGAAAUCAGCACAUGUUUCCUAUAGGCCUCGGUCCGAUGAAGAUGACUCCCAGGAGCAACCCACCCCAGCUGCCUUGCGGUGUCCAGCGGACUCCGCCCCGCCGGUCUCCGUGGCGUCCAGCCCGGACCGCGCCGCCGCGUCGCCGCAUCUCGCCGCGGACGCGCCGGUGCCGACUCUGGAGAAACCGACGCAGUUCGGCAACCCGGAGGUGGUGUACCAAGCCCUGUACAGCCCCACCCGGCCCAUCAGUAAGGAGCACGACAGGGGAUAUUUUGAGCGAAGUUUCAAUCUGGGCUCGCCUAUUUCUGCCGAGUCAUUCCCUACGCCCGCCUCCCUCUCCAGCCUGGACCAUCUCCUGUUUGCUCCCGUCGAUCUGAAAAUCGGCACCAGCAACAGCAACCGAAACGGCACCAGCAGCAUCAGUAGCAGCAUCAGUAGCAGCAGCAGCAGCAGCGGCGGCGGCGGCGGCGGCAGCAGCAGCAGCAGCAGCCUCAGCAGCAUCAGCACCAGCAACAGCAUCAGCAGCAGCAUCAGCAGCAGCAUCCCCUCCACAGCGGCCGGCAGCAAAAGACCCGCAGCCGACAGCAGCGCUGAGCGCAAGGCUAAGCCAGCCUCCAAGAAACCCAAAGCCAUCAGAAAGCUGAAUUUCGAAGACGAAGUGACCACGUCUCCCGUGCUCGGUCUCAAAAUCAAAGAGGGACCGGUCGAGUUGAAACCCAGAGCGCAGUCGUCGGGUGGAAGCAAACUGGGAGAGUUUGUCUGCCAGCUGUGCAAGGAGGCGUACGCCGACCCUUUCUCCUUAGCCCAGCACAAAUGCUCCCGAAUAGUGCGGGUCGAGUACAGGUGUCCAGAGUGCGAUAAGAUGUUCAGCUGUCCGGCCAACCUGGCCUCUCACCGGCGCUGGCACAAACCGCGGGCCCCCAGCGCACCGGGGAUGAGCGUCAAACCCGAAACCGCCAAAUUACCCAACGGCGCCAAGACCACCGCCGAGGAAGCCAAAGACGCGCGAGCCGAGCCGCCGAGCGACAGGGACACCCCGAGUCCGGGUCUGUCCGAGUCCGGCUCCGAAGACGGUCUGUACGACUGCCAGUUCUGCGGGAAACGGUUCAAGCGCCAAGCAUACCUAAGAAAACACAUCAUGGGGCACCAGGUGCUGCAGAAGAAAAUGCUGGAGGAGCGCGGAUUCCAGAGCAACGAGCGAGCGGAGGAGCAGGCUCCGGUGUCGUCAUCGUCAUCAUCAUCAUCAUCAUCAUCAUCACCAUCAUCAUCAUCCGCCUCCACCGAGGAAACCUCAAACCAAAGUCCCCUUAACCUAAGCCCCGUGGACUGCCUGCUCUGCCCCGUGUGCGGGGAGAAUUUCACCAACAGGGCCAGCCAAGAGAGACACCUGCGUCUCAUGCACUCCUCCCAAGUUUACCCCUGCAAGUAUUGCCCCGCUACUUUCUACAGCUCGCCGGGACUCACCAGGCACAUAAACAAGUGCCACCCCUCGGAGAAUAGGCAGGUGAUCCUGCUCCAGAUGCCUGUGCGCCCCGCCUGCUGAGGAGAAGACAAACACACUGGUGCCUUCGAAGGGGAAAUGUGGCUUUGGAAAAAAAAAAACGAAAAAAAAGAAGAAAAAAAAAAACAAAAACAAAACAAAAACAAAACAAAACCAAAAAAAAAAAAAAAAGAUUUAGCGAUGCUCAUUGCCAUAUACUGUAGGCCAAUAAAGGCAGGGAAACUUGGUGUUUUAACUGGUAUUUAAUGAGGUGUCUCUUUUUCAUGCCAAUCAGUGAUUGUUGAACGCUUCUCUAUAUCUUACGUAUAGGCCUAUUUUGAGAUUUUCUCUUUUCCUUUCUCAAAUUAGUUUAUCAGAAGGAUACAAAGCGUUAGUUUGACUGCUAAAAGGUAUUUUUCUAGUACAGCACACGUGCUCAAGUAUAGCUUCUAGACCUAAGAAAUGUUUCUGGAUUCCCACGAGUUUGUUUCUUUGUUUCUGUUUGUCAAAGCCCUUUGAA